UUAAAAACGCCGGGGGCCGUGUUCCCUCCGCUCGCCCUCGACGGUAUACGUGCGUAACGCUUGCGCGCCCAGCUCGGCGGUGGGUUUGCUCAAGAAAGAAGAGAGCUCGUACGUCUCUGCGCACGACUACGUGGUUGGGUAGCAGAUGGCCGGGGGCGGAGGCGGGCGGGACCUGCCGGACACGCCGACGUGGGCGGUGGCCCUCGUGUGCGCCGUCAUAGUGCUCGUUUCCGUCGCCAUGGAGCACGGCCUCCACAAGCUCGGCCAUUGGUUCCAUACGCGGCAGAAGAAGGCUAUGCGGGAGGCGCUCGAGAAGAUCAAAGCAGAGUUGAUGCUGAUGGGCUUCAUAUCCCUGCUCCUCGCCGUGGGGCAAACGCCCAUCUCCAAGAUAUGUAUCCCUACCAAGGCUGGCAACGUCAUGCUGCCGUGCAAACUGAAGAAGGACGGCAAGAGCAGCGGCGAUGGCCACCGGAGGUUACUCUGGUACCUUGAAGAAGAAGCCAACCAUCGUCGAUUCUUGGCCGGCGCGUCUAAUGACGACUACUGCGGUAAAAAAGACAUGGUAUCCCUGAUCUCGGCAAAAGGUGUUCACGAGCUGCAUAUAUUCAUCUUUGUGCUUGCUGUGUUCCAUGUUGCUUACAGCGUAGCCACAAUGGCUUUAGGGCGUCUGAAAAUGAAAAGAUGGAAGAAAUGGGAAUCAGAGACCAACUCACUGGAAUAUCAGAUGGCAAACGAUCAUUCACGAUUCCGAUUCACCAAUCAAACAUCGUUCGUGAAGCGGCAUCUGGGCCUCUCAAGCACCCCUGGAGUCAGAUGGAUAGUGGCAUUCUUCAGGCAGUUCUUUGCGUCGGUCACCAAGGUGGACUACCUGACCAUGCGGCAAGGCUUCAUCAAUGCGCAUUUGUCGCACAAUAGUAAAUUCAAUUUCCAGAACUACAUCAAGCGGUCACUGGAGGACGACUUCAAAGUCGUCGUUGGCAUCAGCCUUCCGCUGUGGUUUGUGGCGAUCUUCAUACUCUUCCUUGAUAUCAACGGACUCGGCACGCUUAUUUGGAUCUCUUUUGUACCACUCGUUAUCCUCUUGCUAGUUGGAACCAAGCUAGAGAUCGUCAUCAUGGAGAUGGCCAAAGAAAUACAGGACAAGGCAACUGUCAUCAAGGGAGCACCAGUAGUUGAGCCAAGCAACAAGUUCUUUUGGUUCAACCGGCCUGACUGGGUCCUGUUUCUCAUACACUUGACACUGUUCCAGAAUGCAUUCCAGAUGGCGCAUUUCGUCUGGACACUGCUCACCCCAGGGUUGAAAAAGUGCUACCACGAACGCUUGGGCCUGAGCAUCAUGAAAGUUAUGGUGGGGCUGGCUCUUCAGGUCCUCUGCAGCUACAUCACCUUCCCGCUCUAUGCACUGGUUACACAGAUGGGCACGCACAUGAAGAAGACCAUCUUCGAGGAGCAGACGGCCAAGGCGCUGAUGAAAUGGAGGGACGCGGCCAAGGAGAAGACGAGGCAACGGGAGGCAGGGCUCGACGGGUUGAUGAGCGGCGACACCACGUCACCGAGCAACUCGCCGGUGCACCUGCUCCACAAGCACAUGGGGAGGUCGGACGAUCCCCAGAGCGCCCCGACCUCGCCUAGGCGGGGGCAGGAGGUCGGAGACAUGCAGCAUCGGCUGCACAGUCUAGACUCGGGGUGGAGGAGGGCGGCCGUGGAUAUUGAUAUCGCCGAUGCUGAUUUUUCGUUCAGUACUCAACAGUGAUCAGACGAAUUUGUAUAGCCUGCUUGUCUUUUCUUUUGUAUAGCAUGCACAGGAGGAAAUAUUGACACGCUAGGGAAGUUACGUUUAUUAUUAUUAUUAUUAUUAUUAUUAUUA
This is a messenger RNA of Phragmites australis (common reed), 1867 nucleotides long. Its product is annotated as MLO protein homolog 1-like. Bases 146 to 1753 code for a protein of 535 amino acids. NCBI's taxonomy places the organism in Eukaryota, Viridiplantae, Streptophyta, Magnoliopsida, Poales, Poaceae. The record is from RefSeq and is a predicted model, not a curated record. Gene Ontology annotation, biological process: defense response. Gene Ontology annotation, cellular component: membrane. The transcript has 14 exons.